Messenger RNA from Drosophila pseudoobscura, 386 nucleotides. It is a transcript of the gene MtnD, whose product is annotated as Metallothionein D. The transcript is spliced from 2 exons. The record is from RefSeq and is a predicted model, not a curated record. Gene Ontology annotation, molecular function: metal ion binding. Lineage: Eukaryota; Metazoa; Arthropoda; Insecta; Diptera; Drosophilidae. Bases 128 to 262 code for a protein of 44 amino acids.
UCAAACACACACUUGCAGGGCUAUAAAACGGCAGUCUCUCCUCUGGAUGCAUCAGAAAUCGUUUGCUAGCAGCAAAGGCAAUAAACUCAGUUUCUAAAUCUUACAAAAACUAAUUCCAAAAACAAAAAUGGGUUGCAAGGCUUGCGGAACAAACUGCCAGUGCUCGGCCACCAAGUGCGGCGACAACUGCGCCUGCAGCCAGCAAUGUCAAUGCGCCUGCAAGAACGGACCCAAGGAUAAGUGUUGUUCCACCAAGAACUAAUAAGGAAUACAUCAGAUUCUCUGGCAUACACAGUGAUUCGUUGGCAUUUAAAAAUAUGUAAACUUUCGGAAUAAACUUUAUGGAUUAAUAAAAAAAAACUUUAUUUUUUAGUUUUAAAAUCAAA